This is a messenger RNA of Lytechinus pictus (painted urchin), 1335 nucleotides long. RefSeq lists its product as uncharacterized. Gene Ontology annotation, biological process: transmembrane transport. The transcript has 3 exons. The record is from RefSeq and is a predicted model, not a curated record. Lineage: Eukaryota; Metazoa; Echinodermata; Echinoidea; Temnopleuroida; Toxopneustidae. Gene Ontology annotation, molecular function: monocarboxylic acid transmembrane transporter activity. Gene Ontology annotation, cellular component: membrane. The coding region runs from base 1 to 1335 and encodes 444 amino acids.
AUGGAUAGCUGUACCAAGAUCGGUUUGAUCAAGGCUAUGGGUAUUCUGUUCCAGGACGUGUCCAGAGAUCUCCAGAUGACUGCUACAGAUCUAGGCAUUGCCCUAGGACUCUUUAUCUCCAUUGGCAACGUAGCAACUUUGCACCCUUUGCUUGCAUCGGUCACAGGUCUGGGGAACGCUAUAGUUCGAAUGCCUUGCUUGCUGUUACUAAGUGAACUUGCAAAUGAUAACUUCAACCUCCUUUUCAGUCUGUCUUCAUGCGGAUACUCUUUAGGAAUGGUCAUCUACCCCAUUUUUGCAGAAGAGCUUUUAAUAGCUUACGGAUGGAGGGGAGUUCUUCUGAUCCUUGCUGGUGUGAUGUUUCAUGAGGUCCCUUGUCUGAUGGCUUUCAAGAUGCCCUUGGAGGAAAUUCCCCCUGACGAUGCGAUACAAGACGUCACUUCCGGUCAUCAUGCUUCACUAAAUGAACUUCAAAAGGAGGAGAUGCAUCCGACAUGUCAUCAGAAUAGAUGCGAGGAAGCCGAGCAGACAAGUGAAGGCAGUUUUGCCAGUGAUAGAGAUCCAUUCUUAACUUCUUUGAAGGCAGAUGGGUAUAAACACGAACAUGAUAGUAUUUUAGACAAAAAGCUCAGGAGUCAUGGACGCAAUCCUAGUAGUCGUUCUAGCUGGACAGCAGGCGUUGGAACUAUCAAGAAAUGGUACCGCGACACGCUCAUUUAUGCAGACCCCCUUUCUCUGUUUAUCUUUCUGUCAUUUGCUGCAGUACAGUAUGUCACCUGUGGGUGGGUCUCUUUUCUGGUUCCACAAGCUCUCCAGCGAGGGCUCUCCAUCCAAAACAUCAGUCUCUUGACAUCCUGUGCUGCCUUUGGAGGUGUCUUUGCGAGACUCGCUGUGGCUUUUCUCACCCAUAAGUUGGUACGUCCCAUUGACAUGUUUUUAUUCAUGACCAUCCUGAAUGCCCUUGCUCUGGCGACUGAUGCAUGCAUUUCGAACCUGUUUGCCAUGUCGUUCGCAGCAUUUUGUACAGGGUUGUCUACUUCAGCUAGAAGUAACCUGGGGCAUCUGGUAAUACGAGAUAGGGUUUCUGCAGAUCAUUUGGCGAUGUCCAUGGCCUUCCUGGAAGUAUUUGGUGGCAUAGCGGUGUUCUUGGGAGGAUACACAACAGGGGAGUUAGCAGAAGUAUUUUCAUCUUAUGAUGCCUCGUUCAAGGUCCUUGCAUUGGGUGAAGUUUUAACGUUCCCCCUCUUGUUACCAGUAAAGAUGGUAAAAAGGCAAGAUCAAUCGCAUUCGUCGACUAAUCAGGAUAUGGAUAUUCAAGAUGUUCAAGGAGAAUGA